GCCACGUAGAGAUUCGGAGCAACGCAAAUUCGUCAAAUCAAUCAACCACCAUUCCAACAUUCCCCGAAUUCAUUUCCAGGACACGAGGGUGGUUACCCUUGCCCCCAUCACUCUCAUUCUCCGACGUUUGUUUCAUUCGGAGUUUUGUUAUCGGCGGCGUGAAUCGUGAUGGCGGGGCAAUCCCGUAAAUGGAUGAUUCUGAUGGCGACGAUAUGGAUCCAGGCCUUCACCGGUACCAAUUUCGACUUCUCGGCUUACUCGUCGGAGCUUAAGAAGGUUCUGGAUAUUUCGCAGAUGGAAUUGAACUACCUGGCCACCGCCUCCGACUUAGGGAAAGCGUUUGGGUGGUCGUCGGGACUGGCGCUCAUUUAUCUGCCGAUAUGGAUGGUAAUGUUCAUCGCGGCUUUCAUGGGGUUAUUCGGUUACGGGGUUCAGUGGCUCCUCAUUCGUCGUAUAAUUACUCUCCCUUAUUUUCCGGUAUUUCUACUGUGCUUAUUGGCAGGAUGUAGCAUCACUUGGUUCAAUACAUUUUGCUUUGUCCUAUGCACCCAAAACUUCCCCACAAAUCGACCUCUAGCCAUCUCUCUCACUGUAAGCUUCAAUGGCGUAAGUGCAGCCUUAUACAACCUCGCAGCCAAAGCCAUAGACCCAACCUCCUACUCCCUCUACCUUCUUCUCAACGCCUUCAUUCCCCUCUUCACCUCUUUUGCCGCCCUCAUCCCAAUUCUCAGGCAACCACCAGCAAGUUCAAACCCAAUUUCAACUGAAACACUCCGCCAUGAUCGAAUCAUAUUCAUCAUCUUGUUCAUCUUUGCUGUCAUCACAGGUAUCUAUCUCGUUGCCAUCCCUCCAAAUCCUGCAAAACUCUUCUUUGCUGGUGCCAUCUGCCUCCUUGUCCUCCCCUUAGGAGUCCCGGGAAUGGUUUAUGCUCGAAGUUGGUUUACACAAAAUGUAACCCCAAGAGUUAUCAAACGAACAAGCUUCAUGCUUGAUGAUGAUGAUGAUGAUCUUGGGCUCCGUAAAAAGCUCAUCAAUGGUGGCCAUGAUGAUGAUGAUGAUGGAGAUGGUAAUGGGUGUUGGGAGAUGGUAAUAAUGAGUGACAGAUUGGCGUUUCUUGAGGAAGAGCAUGAUAUGAAGAGGCUCCUAUUUAGGAUUGAUUUUUGGUUAUAUUACUUUGCAUACUUUUGUGGUGGAACAAUUGGGCUAGUGUACAGUAACAAUCUAGGCCAGAUAGCUCAAUCUCUUGGUUUAGCUUCGACUACUUCCACACUCAUCACACUCUAUUCCUCUUUCUCUUUCUUCGGCCGCUUACUUUCAGCAGUUCCAGAUUUCUUGAAAGCGAAGUUGUAUGUGGCAAGGACCGGAUGGCUAGCCAUAGCACUGGUGCCAACACCAUUAGCAUUUCUCAUGCUCUCGUUGACAGAUGCCAAGAUAGCGCUUCAAAUUGGAACUUGUCUCAUUGGUUUAAGUUCGGGUUUCAUUUUCUCAUCAGCCGUGUCAAUUACAUCAGAGCUUUUUGGACCUAAAAGUGUUGGUGUUAACCACAACAUUCUCAUCACAAACAUCCCAAUUGGUUCCCUCUUUUAUGGUCUUGUUUCCGCCUUUGUUUAUGAUGGAAAUGCUCUUCUUAAGACAGCAUCCGUUUGUAUGGGAAGAGACUGCUAUUUUGGUACGUUUGUUUUGUGGGGUUGUGUUUCCGUUUUGGGGUUGGUUUUAAGUGUGUUGUUGUUUCUAAGAACUCGACAUGCUUAUGCUCGACUUGAACGUAACCAGAUUUCUCUAGUAUCAUGAUUCAUGAUAUAUCUGGUUACAAAUUGUUCGGUUUUUACCUCUUUUUGUAUCACGGAUACAAAGAGAACCCAUACUUUGUCCAUACCCUGGUGAACUUUCAAGGGAAGGUUGCAUUCCCCUUAGGUUCAUAAAGGAAGAAUGUUCAUACCAUGUUGUAUAAAUUUUGUGUUUAUAGUAUAUACCUGUUUCACUGUUUGUUCA
Molecule: messenger RNA, 1992 nt
Organism: Lactuca sativa (garden lettuce)
Lineage: Eukaryota; Viridiplantae; Streptophyta; Magnoliopsida; Asterales; Asteraceae
Product: protein NUCLEAR FUSION DEFECTIVE 4
Cellular component (GO): membrane
Source: RefSeq, a predicted model, not a curated record